Molecule: messenger RNA, 612 nt
Organism: Erigeron canadensis
Lineage: Eukaryota; Viridiplantae; Streptophyta; Magnoliopsida; Asterales; Asteraceae
Product: 17.8 kDa class I heat shock protein-like
Exons: 1
Coding region: 1-612 (203 amino acids)
Biological process (GO): response to heat; response to salt stress; response to hydrogen peroxide
Source: RefSeq, a predicted model, not a curated record
AUGGCAUUGUCAAAAACGUCUCACAUAAUCACUCUCUUCAUAUUGGCGUCGUCCAUUAUGAUAAUCUUGCCAACAAAAACAGAAGCUCUAAUACCGUACAACAGGCCAUUACUCGACAUGAUGGUCACAUCAGAACUAUUAGACCCAUUUAAGAUCCUCGAACAAACCCCAUUUAAUCAUCUCCCUAAUAAUAAAAACCUCGACCCAAUAAUCAACUUGGCACGUGCCGACUGGAAGGAAACGUCAGACCAUCACGUGAUCACACUGGAUGUACCAGGGAUGAAAAGAGAAGAGAUAAAGAUCGAGGUGGAAGAGAGUAGUCGGGUUUUGAAAGUGAGUGGAGAAAGGAAGGCGGAGGAGGAUGGUGAAGGGGAUAAAUGGCAUAGGGCUGAGAGGAUGACGAGUGGCAAGUUUUGGAGACAGUUUAGAUUGCCGGCGAAUGCUGACCUGGAAAAUAUUAAGGCGAGUCUUGAAGAUGGGGUGUUGAAAAUUAAGGUGGCGAAAAUGAGUCAAGAAAAGAAACAGGCGAAAGUUAUUGAUAUUAUGGGGAAAGAUGGUGCUGCGGGUGGUGAAGAUAUUAAAGCGACUAAGACUGCAGCUGCAGCUGCUUGA